AUGUUACGUUGCUUAUUGACUCGCCAAAACUACAUAGUACGCUCAGGAUUACAAACCAGACACAUCAAUUCAACAUGCCGCUUACUAAAGAACAAGGAAGACAAACCCAUGUCUAGCACAGAGGAAGAUUGGGAGCAAGCCAAUGUCAAACAGUCCAGCAUAGCCAACUAUGCUAUUCCACAGCAAGCUUCGUCAGCCAUUCCAAGCAGCAUGUUGGCAGCAUUCAACAACAUGUUUGAUCGUGGACCCAAUGUCGGCAUUGAAGUCAUUACAAAGAAGGGCUUCGUGCUCUCCAACCACAUCAAGAUAGAUCAACCGCUGAUUCUGCUGAAUGGAUCACCCUUCUUAUGGAACGCGCCACCCAGAGCACCUGGAUUCCUGCCCAUGAAAGACUGGGACAUUGAAGCAUUCAAGAUUUUCGAGUUGGUAUCACCUCGACCUGAAUUGAUCAUGUUUGGCACUGGCAGAGAAUUUGCGCCUAUUCCAGAACACAUUAGACAAUAUUUCUUCAAGCUGGGCAUUCAAGUGGAUCAAAUGAACUCUAAACACGCAGCAGCCACUUACAAUGUAUUAGCAGAAGAAGGAAGAAGAAUUGCAGCAGCUUUAUUACCACUUGACGAAUAA
Messenger RNA from Mucor velutinosus, 624 nucleotides. RefSeq lists its product as uncharacterized. The transcript has 2 exons. Gene Ontology annotation, biological process: mitochondrial respiratory chain complex I assembly. The coding region runs from base 1 to 624 and encodes 207 amino acids. Gene Ontology annotation, cellular component: mitochondrial inner membrane. NCBI's taxonomy places the organism in Eukaryota, Fungi, Mucoromycota, Mucoromycetes, Mucorales, Mucoraceae. The record is from RefSeq and is a predicted model, not a curated record.